Messenger RNA from Microdochium trichocladiopsis, 1069 nucleotides. RefSeq lists its product as uncharacterized. The coding region runs from base 34 to 918 and encodes 294 amino acids. Gene Ontology annotation, molecular function: protein binding. The record is from RefSeq and is a predicted model, not a curated record. NCBI's taxonomy places the organism in Eukaryota, Fungi, Ascomycota, Sordariomycetes, Xylariales, Microdochiaceae. The transcript has a single exon.
GAUCAAAUCCCUCUGUAUUUGCGCGUCGCCAUAAUGGCAGCGACAAUUAGCGCCCUCCCUCCUGAGCUCCUGUUACAAAUCAUCUCCUACCUCGACGCCAGGUCGCUAGCUGCAUUCACGAGUACAUCGAAACCUAUUCGUCCCUUCUUCUACCCACUCAAACGGCGCACCGCCACCAUCCUCAUCAACCGCGCAAAUGGCACUCUUCUUGGUAGCCGUGAUUUGCAGACGCUACUAUCUUGCGAGAAUUUGCGUCCGUACAUCCAUGAGAUGGACAUUAUAGACGUCGAAAAGCCCGCAGCCAGACCGGAUGAGGGCCCCAAUAUUGAGAGCAUCAGCUUGGAUCUUCAACGUACCUCUGAUCAACUCAGCGCGGCGCAUUGCUCGAACAUCGCGAAGCACGUCUUGAAUAUAAAGAGCAAGGGUGAGGGCCUUGAUGCCAUAUUCUGGUACAUCCGCAUUAUUCUCGCGCUACUAAGGAGCGUAACCUCAAUAACCAUUACGCCAUCCGCUUUUGUACGCCUCAAUUUGCCCGUACUACAUCCACAGCAGGUGGAAUUGGCUCAAAGUCAACCUACCAAAGCCAUCCAGGCCCCAGACACACGAAGUGAUGCGGAGGGCCGACUGAGCACUGCGUGUGAUCAUCCAGGCAACUGUACAGUUGACCUGCCCGCUCUCUGCACGGUUCGGUUCCAUGAUGGCUGUUGGAACAUUUCGCCAGGACAAUUCGAGGCGGCGGCUGGAAAGGUACUGCGAACCCAACCACUCUUGGAAGCCUUGUCCUUCAGAAACAUGGACUUGAGCCUGCCGAGCGAUGUGGGCGGUGUGUUGCCGCCUCGACUGAAGCGUCUACACCUGUCCCACCUUGGGAUCGGAAAGACGAUCUCGCGAGCGUUUUUGUGUCAUGCCCGAAGUUAGCAGACGUCUGGCUUGGUACGUUGUUCAUCAUUACAAGCUCGGAAACUGCUGAAGUCCUUCGCAGCCAUGGGAAGCUGAUCAGGCGUCUGAGGUGGGAAACUCGGCCGGACUGCGGACUCCUGUCGUUUCCCAACGCCUGGAAAUCAUGGAA